AUGAACGAGCAAUCUAAAAUGACAGACGAGGAAACAGUUACAGUUGAAGAUGGAGGCAGUGGUGGAGCACCCUUGUCGGAGACAGCGAGACGAGAACUUGAGGAAGAAUUUAAUGUGCAAAGAGCGAAAAUGAAAGAACUUUUCUUACAGAAAGAAGAGGACAUGCGUAAUAUGGUGGUGGAACGGGAGCAGCUGCAGUCGGAGGUGACGGGGCUCCGAGCUGCGCUCCAGCAGUUGCAGACGCUCAGCGAGAAUCAGAAGUCUGAAAUACAGAGUCUACAGCUGCUUGUUAGUGAAACGGUGGAGGCGUCUUCAUCUGGUACGGAAGAAGUUCGCCGCCUGCGCGCCCGGAAUUUAGACUUGGAGCAGCAGCUCACUCAACUCAGGCAGCAACAGGAGAUGUCGCUGGCGCCGGCCACGUUCGUGCGCUCCCUGGCGCGGAAGCUGGGAGCCGACACAGAUCAGGAACAGCCCACUAAGAAGAAUGUUGAAGAUAAUGAGUUGCUGCACUCUAUCAUCCAGCCGCUCGAGAUGGAGAUAACAGCGCUGAAGAACAAGUUGCGAGAGACAGAUGCACAGCUUCAAGAGGCUUUGAAAGCGAAGGCAACGAAUACAACAAGCGCGACAGUAACUGGAUCAAGCGGCGAUACAAAACAAGAGCAUGAGACAACGAAACAGUGCGAUAUGUGCGCGAAUUAUGAAAGGCAGCUGGUGAGCGAGCAAGGUAGGGCAGAUGCAGCGCGGGAGAAAGCGAAACAAUUAGAACAGGCUUUAAAAUUGGCGAGCGCGGAGCUGGAGGGCGUGCGCGCGCUGCAGGAGGAGGCGGUGGGCAGCGCGGCGGCGUGGCGCGAGGCGGCGGCGCGCGAGUUGGGCGCGCUGACGGCCGAGCUGCGAGCCGCGCAGCAGCUACUGCAGCAGCGCCAGGAAGCUGCGGCCAGCGCACACGCGCACGCGCUGCACCACGUCACCACGCUCACGGUGGACCGCGAGACACUGCAGCGGAACUUGGACAAAUUAGAACGAGAUAACGCCAUGUUAGUCGGGCAGUAUACGAAGAAAGCUGCAGAGAUGCAGAACGAAAUAAUAAAUCUACCGGACAAUGUUGAGGAAUUGCAAGAACAGAAUCUACGUCUCCGCGAGCAACUAAUCAUGUGCCAACUGGGUCGAGAAGAAGCAGACGCGGCCGAGCAAGAGCUGCGCACACAGCUGCUGGAGCAUGGCACGCUGUUCCACCGGCAGGAGGCCGAGCUGGCCGCCGCGCGGGCGCAGCUCCGCGAAGCAAAAGAGGAGCUGGACCGGUUGCAGACGGAACGCGAACAAAUGAAGGAGCUUGGAGACAAACUACGGCAGUCUAAUGAUAUGAUAGAAAAGCUGCUUGAAGAUAAGAAACGGCUCCAGACAGAGGUAGUGGAGGUGCGAGCUCGUGUGCACGCGCUGCAGCAGGAGCUGGACAACAGCGAGAAGGUGCAACAGGACUUUGUGAGACUGUCGCAAUCUCUUCAGGUGCAAUUACAACGAAUUCGAGAAGCAGAUACAGAGGUGCGGUGGCAGCACGAUGAAGACGUAAAUGAAUGUCCAUCCUGCCACACUCCACUGCCUAACAGUAAGAAAAAGGUGCACUGCCGGCACUGCGGGCGCAUUUUCUGCGCCGCGUGUGUGCGGCACGCGGUGGCGAGCGGGCCGCGCGGGCUUCCGGCGCGCGUGUGCUCCGUGUGCCGCACGCUGCUGCAGCCGCACGCCGCGCCCUACUUCAGCACUGAGCCGCCGCACUCGCCCGACUGA
Parnassius apollo (apollo) is the source of this 1782-nucleotide messenger RNA. The record is from the annotation of a GenBank genome assembly. Lineage: Eukaryota; Metazoa; Arthropoda; Insecta; Lepidoptera; Papilionidae.